CGCCAUUUUUUCUCUUUCUCACUACGAUACGUAUUGCAUUAAUUCAUUUUAAUAUCGAACAAACAAGGUCUUAGAAUUGGAAUUCAUAUAGCUGGCAAACGUAGACGAUUGCCGAUUGACUUUUUUUUUUCUUUUCAAAGGUCAAUUGAUGGUGAAAAAGAACGGAAAUCAAAAGUUUUGUUUGGAAAAAAGGAAAGUAAAUUGUUGGGGAUUUUUUUUUAACUAGACGAAAGCCAUAUAAAACGCAAUAGUCAACAUGGUGGAUACGGCAAGGCAACUAUUAGACGAAUUGAUGGGUCGUAAUCGUAAUCUAGACCCAACUACGGCAAAAUCAAAGAAAGUACAAUGGGAUGACCCGGAGUUUUGCCUGUACUAUUUGGUGAAAUUUUGUCCGCACGAUUUAUUUGUGAACACACGAGCUGAUUUGGGUCAAUGUACAAAGUUACACGACGAUGAAGCGAAGCGGUUAUUUGAAGAGGCACGACCGUCAACACGGAAACGUGGCUACGAAGAUGAAUUUCUUCGAUUUAGCAAUCACAUGAUAAACGAAGUGGAUCGUAAGAUUGAAAAAGGUCGUCAGCGGUUGGCCUUGAUGAAUAAAGUGCCAGAUGGGGCAUCGCCACCGCCGCCACCGCUGACCAAAUUCCAAGAAAUGAUAAACAACAUGAACGCUCGAAUCAAUAAACUGAUUGGUGAGGCCGAAGAGGCAGGCAGCCGAGGUGAUGUCGAACAGGCACAAAACCUAAUGACACUGUGUGAUCAGGUGAAAGAGGAAAAAGAGGAGCUGAUUAAGAACCAUGAAAUUGAGCAAAAUUCAGAAAAUGGCACCAAAUCCCAGUGGAACGAAUAUGCAUCGAAUGAAAAACAGAUGGAAGUGUGCGAAGUGUGUGGUGCAUUUUUGAUUGUUGGCGAUGCACAACAACGAAUUGAAGACCAUUUGUCGGGUAAACAACAUUUGGGCUAUUCAAAAUUACGCAAGGCUGUGGAGGAAAUGUAUGAAAAACGGCAAAAAGAACGUGAAAAAGAGGAUAAAGAUCGAUAUCGUCGCAGGGAUGACUUUGACCGACGAAGAGACAAUAACCGACCAGAUCGAAGAGACCGCGACCGACCGUCACAUCGACGCGACAGAAGCCGGGAUAGAAACAACUAUAGGGAUCGAAGAUCCGAUGACCGAGAUCGUCGAGACCGUGGUGACCGUGACCGUGACAAUCGCCGCCGCCGGAGUCGCAGCCGUAGCUCGAGCAGGCAUUAAACACCACAAUUCAAUUCGAUGAAUGGCGCCCCCCCCCCCCCUCCAUGCAACCACAAAUCAUUUUUUUCAAACAAGCAAACACAAAACAAAUUCUAAAUGAGGUACCUCCAAUCAUUACAAAAAAAGCUCAAAAACCACCACUACCCAGGUAAGUGAUCGUUACAAAUUGUGUUUGUGCAAAACAUACAUAGCAAACAACUUGAGCGCACUAUGUACGCAUUUAUGAACCGAAAAAAAAAAUUGUAUAUAGAAAAUGUAAUCGAAAUGAAAAAGUUGGGCGUUCUCAGGUUAGUUUAACAACAAAUAAACUCAACAAACAACCAUGCGAUGAUCAAUUUGUUAAGUUAAGAAUCAACGUUUGAAUUUCGAACAUUAGUCUCAGCAGAUAUACAGUAGAUUCUAUAGAUAUGUUUAUAACUAGCAUGCAUCCGAACAUAGACCAUGUGAUUGUUUUUCUAUUCAUCUUAUUUUUGCGUUUUAAUUUUCUUUAACUACUUUUAAAAUACGUUCCUUUACCCAAACCAAAAAAAAAACAAACACAAUCGAGAUUAAUUUUUUUUUAUGAAAGAGAGUUGCAAUGAAUUUACCGCGCGAGUCAUCCACACAAUAUGUAGCCCAAAUAUCAGUUAUCGCACGGGCACACCUCAAUUUUUCAUGGCAUCCGAUACACAAUUUCUAUUUAGUUGGCGAGCGAUCGUUCCAAAGCAAAUGAGGUACUUUUAUCAUUUUUAAAAUUAAGUUUGAUACCGACACCAAAUUUAAAGAUAAAAAACGAAACAAUUGGAUUUAUCGAAUGGCAUGCGCCGAGUGACACACAUGCACCCACCCGACACACACACACACACACACCCACACAGAGGGCAACUGGAUUUGUGACAUUUGAUUUGCUAAUCUGAACCAGAUUAUAUCGAAUCUGGUGCUUUUUUUUUAAACCGAAAUUUUUUUCUCGAAACAAUUAACUCUUUUUUAUUAAAAUAACAAAAGAAAUACAAACAAAUCCCCCGGCAUUUUUUGAGGUAUUUCACGCAUUUUAUGGGCAAAACCAAACAAGAACUUUUGAACUUUAUCACAAAGGCAACGAAUUUUCAUUAUUUUUUUUUAGUGUUAAUUCAUUUUGAGUGUGUUGAUUGAAUGUCAAACUAUUUGCUGGGCUAAAAGAGAAUUCUUUUUUCUUUAUUGAAUUUAUCGAAAAAAAUUAGUCUCAACAUUUUGAAAUAAUUUUAAUUGAAUUCAAUUGAAAAAUUAUUUAAUUUUUAUCCCAAAAAUUUUUUUUUAUACUGCUCCUUACACCAGGAAAUGGUUUGAACCAGUCGAUCGCUUUCAUUUAGAGAAGAAGAACACUGCUAAGAAAUUCUGUUUGAGCCACUAAUUGGCUAUUCACAUUAGCUGCAGUCCAAUUCAAUUUUUUUUGUUAAUGUGUGAAUUUUCUCAUUUCAGCUGUCGCAAGAUUAAGCAAAAUGUACACUGCUAAAUGGAUUUUUCAAAAUCUUCAUUGCUAAAUGGAUAAAGAGAAGUUAACAUGAGAAACAAAUUCGACAAUUUCGACGAGAAUUGAUAUAUUGAUAGCGCUCGAGGUAAUUAAAAUUUCAUACAAAACCUAAAUCGUCCACAGAAAGCAAAAUAAAGUCCAUUGCAACGUAUGACCACAAUCAGCGAGCCCACGUCAACACUCUUGGCCGAACACACCAACAUCCAUCAACUCGGGUUGAAAUUCAAGGUGCGCUUUGAAAAUUUUUAUUAUACAACAAAUAAAUCAAAAUUCGAAUAUUCACAUUUUUCCCCUUAAUUGUAACGUUAUUAGUCGAAUCGCGCAAUUUAACCCAAAAAAAAACAGACACAAUCAUUUAGUUUGUACAUUUCGUAAUAAUUUUGAGAAUAAAUAUGAGAAAAAAAAGUACACUUGGCAAUAGGGCGCCUUCAAUUUUUUUCAAUCAACAGAAAAUUGAAGAAUUGAAUUAAUACGCAUUUAGUAUUUAGUUAACUUUUAUGUUUAAGCAAUCAAAUAAGUUUCAAGUUCUAAAAAAAUUUCUCAAUUUAAAUAAAUCGUUUUUUUUACGGCGGCCACAAGAAAGCCCAGCAUAAUAACAUAACAUUCUAGUAGGCAAAUUAAAAUAAUGGACUUCUUUUUUUUUGAAAAUUAAAAAAAAAUCAAUUAGCAUUUUAGUAACCCUGCUCGCUUUCAUAUGGCUAUGCUGCCAUGAUACUUUCAUUUGCUGUUUCAAAAUGAUUUUCGAAACUGAAAAAUAAAGUUCUUUUUUUUCUAUACAAACUAAA
This is a messenger RNA of Sitodiplosis mosellana (orange wheat blossom midge), 3526 nucleotides long. RefSeq names its product luc7-like protein 3. The record is from RefSeq and is a predicted model, not a curated record. Bases 257 to 1252 code for a protein of 331 amino acids. The transcript has 3 exons. Lineage: Eukaryota; Metazoa; Arthropoda; Insecta; Diptera; Cecidomyiidae. Gene Ontology annotation, cellular component: U1 snRNP; U2-type prespliceosome. Gene Ontology annotation, biological process: mRNA splice site recognition. Gene Ontology annotation, molecular function: mRNA binding.